UUGGUACUGUUCUUCAACUGUCGAGAAGAGGUCGCCAAAAAUCGCUUUCUCACGCGAAAAUUACCCGGAAGAGAAGCGGAUGAUGCAGCCAUCUUCCAGAGGAGAUACGAUGAGUUCGCUGCGGAGAACUCCAGGAUCUUGAAGACUUACCAGGAACGAAACCUUCUUAUCGAGGUUGACACGAACGGAGAGACGGAUAUCUCGUACAGAGCCCUAGUGAACAGCCUGAGUAACACCAAUUUGGCACAUUUUCUCGUCAGGAUGAAAGAAGGUAUAUGCUGA
Molecule: messenger RNA, 282 nt
Organism: Alternaria rosae
Lineage: Eukaryota; Fungi; Ascomycota; Dothideomycetes; Pleosporales; Pleosporaceae
Exons: 2
Source: RefSeq, a predicted model, not a curated record